AACCUUUAAAAAAACAAAAAUUAGUGUGAUUGAGAUGAAGAGUGAAGUGGAAGUUAAUGAUGCAGGUUUUGGAACCAUGGAUGAUGCUAACAACAACACUAAUAAGAACAUAGAAGAAGAUCUGAGUGAAGUGAAUUACGAGUGGUUUCAUGAAGAUCCAAACUUGUUCUACGACGAUUUCCCUCCUCUCCCUGAUCUUCCAUGCAUCUCAUCACCACCAUCAUCGUCAUCAUCAUCAUCAUCUUUUUCAUCAUCGAAGCCAGCAGAGAAACCCAUCACUGCAUGUUCUUCAUCUUCCUCUGCUUCUUCAUCAUCAUCAUCGUCAUGUGCGGCUCUCAGAAAAGACAUGCAGAAACCCAACAACACAAACAUCACUGAAACAGAAGUACCUUUGUGUUCCACUACUUCCAUGGAUAUCUCACAAACCGCCAUGGAUAGUAAUCCACUGUUCCCAAAUAACGUUGUUGGUGAUUGCAUGGAUAUGAUGGAUAUGGAAAUGGAGCCUUUUGGGUUCAUAGACUUCUUAGAAGAGCAAAACAACGCUGAUUUCUUUGACCCCGACUCCAUUUUCCAACACAACUUUCUCCAAACUGAAAAUGAAAGUGAAAUCCCAUCAUUACAACAAAACCAAUUCACACAACAACCACCACCAGCACCAGAGGCAGAGGAAGGUGUUACCAACAACAACAGAGAGGAGGGUGAAAUGGUAAUUCAUCACGAGGAUGACGGAAACGAUGAAAUGAGCAGUGUGUUCUUGGAAUGGCUAAAGACCAACAAGGACAAAAUCUCAGCGAGUGAUUUGAGAAGUGUGAAGCUGAAGAAAUCAACGAUCGAAUCCGCAGCGAAGCGAUUGGGCGGAGGAAAACAAGGGAUGAAGCGUUUGCUAAAGCUUAUUCUUGAAUGGGUUCAAACCAACCACCUCAAGAACAAGAACCCAAUUGAAUCUUCCUCAAACCCUAAUAAUUGCUUCAAUAAACCCCAAUUAUCACCACUACCACCACCAUGCAUUUAUGCCUCUCAUAAUCCUGCUUUAAUGGUGCAGUAUCCUCCACAACCUGCUUAUGUUACUGAUGCUGGUGCUGAUUAUAUCAAUAAUAAGAAUUCAUGGCCUAAUUCUCAGUUAAAUAGUUUUACUACCCAUUACAACCAACCAUUUGGGGAGAAUCAUCUUCUCCCUGCGGUUCUUUAUGGGAAUCAGUACCCUUAUCAGUUGUUUUAUGGAAAUGGAAAUUGUGGUGGUGGUGGCGGUGAUCAUGGAUGGCGGAGAUUAGGUCCUUUAGCUACCAAAGAAGCCAGGAAGAAGAGGAUGGCGAGGCAGAGAAAGUGUUCAUCAAAUCAGAGGCAGAACAAUCACUGGGGCCAGCCACAGAAUCAGAGCCAAGUUGCUGAUACGGUAACCGGAGCCGAAAAUUGGGUGUGUUGGCAGGGUGUGGCUGGGGCAGCUGCUCCUGCUCCGGCUCCUGCGCUUCCAGCCGAACCACAGCCAGCUUCUUUAGGCCAGAAUCAUGGUCAUCAAGGUCGUGGAUCGUCGGAUAAACGACCACAGGGGUGGAAGUCAUCAGAGAAGAACUUGAAAUUUCUUCUCCAAAAGGUUUUGAAGCAAAGUGAUGUUGGUAGCUUGGGAAGGAUAGUCUUGCCAAAAAAAGAGGCAGAAACUCAUUUGCCAGAAUUGGAUGCAAGAGAUGGAAUUUCUAUUGACAUGGAAGACAUUGGAACUUCUCAAGUUUGGAAUAUGCGCUAUAGCAUCAGAUACUGGCCAAACAAUAAAAGCAGGAUGUAUCUGCUUGAGAACACUGGAGAUUUCGUGAAAGCCAAUGGACUCCAAGAAGGAGACUUCAUAGUGAUAUAUUCAGAUUUGAAAUGUGGCAAAUUUAUGAUAAGAGGCGUGAAAGUGAGGCAAGCAGGUGGGACGAAAUCGGAGACCAAAACGGCAGCAGGAAAAUCACAGAAAAACCAACAUACAGUUGUUAAUGGUCCAAACAACAAUGCUACUUCAUCUUCACGUGAUCAGCCGAAAAUGAAAAUUUAAAAGAAAAAAUUUAAUAAUAAAUGAGAAUUAGACAAUAAACACUAAGGUUUUUGUUUUUGUCAUAUUUAAUAAAGUUUUUUUUCUUGCAAUUGAGAUUAGCUCAGUUGGUAUCGUUUAGGUGGCUAGAAUCUCCUAUACUUUAAUGCUAUUUCAAUUUUGAAUCUCCAUUGUAAAAAAAUAAAAAAAAGGAAAAAAAAUAGAAGUUCUCUCUGACUUGAGAGUUUUUUUAUCGGUUAUGUAUGUAUAGUAUUCUGGCAAUGGAAAAAUGUUUAAUAAAAUUAGUG
Messenger RNA from Arachis duranensis, 2313 nucleotides. Its product is annotated as B3 domain-containing transcription factor ABI3. The coding region runs from base 35 to 2029 and encodes 664 amino acids. NCBI's taxonomy places the organism in Eukaryota, Viridiplantae, Streptophyta, Magnoliopsida, Fabales, Fabaceae. The transcript has 6 exons. Gene Ontology annotation, molecular function: DNA binding; DNA-binding transcription factor activity. The record is from RefSeq and is a predicted model, not a curated record.